This is a messenger RNA of Haliaeetus leucocephalus (bald eagle), 570 nucleotides long. It is a transcript of the gene SNRPD1, whose product is annotated as small nuclear ribonucleoprotein D1 polypeptide 16kDa. Gene Ontology annotation, molecular function: RNA binding. The transcript is spliced from 3 exons. NCBI's taxonomy places the organism in Eukaryota, Metazoa, Chordata, Aves, Accipitriformes, Accipitridae. Gene Ontology annotation, biological process: RNA processing; spliceosomal snRNP assembly. Gene Ontology annotation, cellular component: commitment complex; U1 snRNP; precatalytic spliceosome. The record is from RefSeq and is a predicted model, not a curated record. The coding region runs from base 129 to 467 and encodes 112 amino acids.
CCGCGGGCGCGGGGAAGGCUGGGGAGCCGGGAGUGCGUGGUGCCCGGGGGCUUUCUGGAAGAGGCUGUGCAACGCGCGCGGCUCUCCGUGGGAGUGAGCGGUCUUUGUCGUUCGUUCCCAGGUUUCUCAUGAAGCUGAGCCACGAGACCGUGACCAUCGAGCUGAAGAACGGGACGCAGGUGCACGGAACCAUCACAGGAGUAGAUGUCAGUAUGAACACACAUCUCAAAGCUGUGAAAAUGACACUGAAGAACAGAGAACCUGUGCAGCUGGAGACGCUGAGUAUUCGAGGGAAUAACAUCCGAUACUUCAUUCUGCCAGACAGUUUGCCUCUGGAUACUUUGCUAGUGGAUGUUGAACCAAAAGUCAAAUCCAAGAAGAGAGAAGCAGUUGCUGGAAGAGGCCGUGGCAGAGGCCGUGGCAGAGGCCGAGGCCGUGGAAGAGGAAGAGGGGGCCCGAGACGAUAACUUCUCACCACGUAACCGUUACCAAAUUCUGGGCAAUUUUGGAUAUUUUUUUGUACAGGUCUUGUUUAUGGUAUCCAUUUUUAAUAAACUGAAAUGUGAAAAA